Merops nubicus (carmine bee-eater) is the source of this 4586-nucleotide messenger RNA. It is a transcript of the gene TEX14, whose product is annotated as testis expressed 14. The record is from RefSeq and is a predicted model, not a curated record. Gene Ontology annotation, molecular function: ATP binding; protein binding; protein kinase activity. The transcript has 28 exons. Lineage: Eukaryota; Metazoa; Chordata; Aves; Coraciiformes; Meropidae. The annotation marks the transcript as partial. Gene Ontology annotation, biological process: protein phosphorylation; male meiotic nuclear division; mitotic sister chromatid separation. Gene Ontology annotation, cellular component: intercellular bridge; kinetochore; midbody.
GUGUUUUUGUUGAUGCUGUAAAUUCCAUGGGCCAAACUUCUCUCUUCUUCGCUGCAUUGCUAGGUCUUGGUAAAAUAGUGGAUGUGCUGUUGGAUUAUGGCUCAGCUGCUAAUCAUCGCUGUUACGAUGGGAGCACCCCGGUCCAUGCAGCUGCCUUCUCAGGAGAUCAGUGGAUUCUUAGCAAGUUACUGGAUGCAGGAGGUGAUCUGAGGGUACAUGAUGAAGGUGGAAAAACUCCUCAGUACUGGGCUAUGUCAGCUGGCAAAGAAAGCAGUGCUCAGAUGCUGGAGUUCAUCCAGCGCUGUACCUUCCACAUGCAGGCUGCCAUUCAGAACUUUCCCUCUGAUCUACUCAGGAGAGUUGACUCAUCAAAAGAGCUGGUCUGCAGUCCAUCUAGGUUUGGUGGCCUUGUUCAAGGAAAUGCUGAGAGUCCACUGGGUAGAUUGCUAAAACGUGAAGCUAACACAGCCAAGAACAUUUACAGCUUUGGUUUUGGGAAGUUUUAUCUUGCAGGCAUUGGGCAUCUAGGGUACUUGGCAUCAAUCCCAAUUAUUCAGGAAAAAGAUGUGUUUCAGGCAGAUGAUGAACCAGCAUUUUCAUACAGUGUUGGACCAUACAUGAUCAUGACAAACUUAAUGUGGGGAAGCAGCAGAGUUACAGUGAAGGAACUCAGCUUUGAGCCCCACCAGAACUGCAGUAAACUGCGCUUAGCUGAUCUCCUCAUUGCAGAGCAGGAACACAGCAGUAAACUCCGUCAUCCUCAUUUGCUGCAGCUGAUGUCAGUUUGUCUGUCUAGUGACUUGGAGAAAACCCGUUUAGUCUAUGAAAGGGUUAAUUUUGGUUCUCUCUACAGCAUCCUUCAUGAAAGGCGGGCGGAGUUCCCCGUGCUGCGGCUGCAGACGGUUCUGCAGGUGCUGCUCCAGACCGGCGAGGCGCUGCGCUUCCUGCAUGCCCGCGGGCUGCUCCACCGCUCCCUCUCCUCCCACGCCGUCCAGCUGCUGGCGCCGGGGGAGGCAAAGCUCUGCAACUUGGAGUUCGUGGUGGAGAGCAAAGAUGGAGGAGAACAUAGUGAUCUGACACGUAUUCCUGUCCCAGUCCAGCUGCAUAAGUGGUGCUCUCCUGAAGUAAUCCUUGAAAAAGUUGUCACAGUCAAAUCAGAUAUUUAUAGCUUCUGCACGGUGGUGCAGGAGGCCUUGACAGAGACCCCUCCCUGGAAAGGCCUUGAAGACUCAGUUAUUAAACAGCUCAUCAUUUCAGGACAACAGCUGGAAGCAGAUGCCAGACUCCCUAUGCCCUAUUAUGAUAUUGUGAAGUUAGGUCUAGAACCUAAACAGAAGAACCGUUCCAUAAAACUUCAGGAUAUUCAGUAUAUACUGAGAAAUGACUUAAAGGACUUAACUAAGUCUCAAACUGGUCAUGCUGAAGAAAUGUCAAAAGUACAAAGACGUGUUUUUGCAGAUGUGAACAUCUGUUUGGCAUCAGCUUUUAGCCACCAGAAGAGAACACAGGAACUGCAGGGAAAAGAGAGAACUGAGGCUGGUGACUCUACCACCCCAAGAUCCUCUCUUUUUUCUGAGGAGACUAGUGCUUUAGUGAACCAAGAGGCAUCCACCAGUCUACAGCCAGUUGCACAAGACAAAAAUUAUGAUGUAUCUUCUGAGCUCCAGACAGCCCUCAGUGUCAGUGAUGUGGAUGACAGCCUCUGUAGCUUUGAAAUCAAUGAGAUCUUUGCCAGUUUUUCAGAACUUGAAGACUUCCUGGAAGAAGGAGCUGGAUUAGGUCAGAUUCUAAAGGAUGAAAAAAGGCAGCAAAAGGAGGAAGAUCCUCCUGCAUCCCCUGGAGUGCACUGUGAGGAAAAGCCAGUUUGUGAGGAAGGUGACUCUUCAGAGUCAAGUACAGCAGACACCAUGGGAGAGGGGGACAGGAUGAGUGAGGCCUCUAAGGUCUGCAUGCUGGCACAGAGGAAUGGAGAUGGAGGGAGAAGAAUGAGCAGUCUGUCUCGAAGUGAUCAGUACCUCAGCAAAUGUGUCCUUUAUUUAAAGAUUUCUCAAAGCAUGUUGCAGCAGGCAGCAGCUUCCCUGUGCAGAACCCAGGAGAAGCUGGACAAAUCAGAGGCUGCUGAAAAGCAAAAGAGGCUGCUGCAGGAAAUCAAAAUGAAUGCACAUUCUAAGCAGAUUUUUCAAGAAAGAUACUGGAACAGAUCUGAUGAUGCUUCCCAAAAUACCAAUUACCCUUUUUCUGGAGGUAAUAUUUUUUUAUGGAAGCCUGUAGGUCCACCAUCAAGAGACUAUAUUCCACCACUGAUAAGAUGCCAGGCACAAGGAGCGUUGGUUGGAGACAGUUUCCAAGCUGUUUCAAAGACAGCAAAAGAAAUGGAGGCAAUUCAGAAUGAAAAGUGGGAGUGCCUUCAUGAGAUGACUAAGAGUAGAAAUGAAAACAACCAUCAUGAUCUCAGCUUCAGUGUGGUGAAAAGCCUGGAUGAUCAAAUGAGCCUAGACUGUGAGGUAAGUCAGCAUUCACUCCCACAAGUAUCUGUAAGGUGCAAAAAAAAGCUGGACUUGCAGUGUCAAGGAGGAGGUGAUUCACACUCUGCAGCAAGUGAAAGUGAAGAAGAGAGGUGGUGCUAUGCAAAAUCAAGAUCUGAAAUUUAUGGUACAAAAAGAAGUGAGAAGAGAAGGAUGAUGCAAUCAGAAUGGAGGACUGAAGUGAAGCAAAUGGCCAGAAGAGUGGCCUCAGGACAACUAGAGCUCAGCUCUCCAUAUUCAGCCACUGAAUGUACAUCUGAAAGUGAAGCAGAGAGUAUGAAGGAAGCCUUUCCACAUGUCACUGAUAGAGUCCAGAGAAGUCAAACCCGACAACAAUAUAGGUGGCAGGCAGGGGGUAAUGUUGAGCCUUGGGAGCUGGGCAGUGAGGAUAGAUCUGAAUCUGAGGAGAGUGAUCUGGAAUAUGCAUUCAGAAGUUCUGGAGAGAGAAGUUGCCAGUCACCAUCACAAGAUGAACAAACAGAGUAUGGAAUAACUGUUCAUAAGACUUCAGUCCUUCCUCAGCAAGCUGAGAAUCUGUCUAGAGGGUAUGCAAGGGAAUUACAUUGUUCCCUUAAGUCAUCUCCUGAUCUGUCUGAAGAAUUCUUGACUCCUGAUUAUUUCCUUCUUCCUGCCACUCAGGGAAGUUCAGAACUAGAGACCUCAAACACUGGGGGCAAAUUAGAAGAUGCUUCUGAAGUUUUUUUACAGAAACAAUUACCUGAAGAUGCAGGAUCAGAUACUCAGGCUUCAGGAGGAAGAGGAGUGUCCUGCAGCAGCACGGUGCAGAACUCUGGCAGUAACACACUAGGAGUGAAGCAGCUCAGCCAUUUGCCUGUGGCCAGUGUUAAAGCAGCACAAACAGUGACACUGUGGGAGCCACAGGAAGAACACAAAGAAGAUGUAUCAGUGACAGAUAUUCAGGAUUUGUCCAGUAUCCCCUGUGAGCAAGAGCACUGCUGCAGGGACGUGGGCUGUAAAACCCCCCGCGUCAGCCGCGCCCCGGCCAGCGUCAGCACCCCGCUCAGCACAGAAAAAAUUCCAAUAGCCUUUGAGAGAUACAAACACUACCACGAAGUAGCUUCAGAUUGUUCCUUCUGUGCUUCUCAAGAGACCUCCUCCACAGUGUCCAGGACAUUCAUUACAGCCUACGAAGGGGGAGGGAGCACUGAAAUUCCUGCAGUUGUUCCAGGAGAUUGCUCAUCUGAACUGAAUGAGCCUCAUGGGUUGCCAGCAGUUGCUUCAACCUUGAGGAGCACCAGGAAGACAUGUGCAUUCCCACAGGCAUCUGACAACUUCAUUGAUGAGCUGCCUCCACCAAUCCCAGAGCUGCUGGAUGAAAUUGAAUAUAUAAAGCAGCAAGAUUCCAUUGCUCAAGACUUUAAAGAGGAGGGAUUGCACGGCUGUGGAGAGCAAGUAAAUGUUCUGGAUCAAAUGAAAAUGGAAGACAGAGAGUCAAAAACAGAAUCUCAGAGAAAUGAGAAGAGAAAUCAUAGUUUAUGGAUUGAGUCAUUUAAUCUAGCAGAGGAAACAGAAAGGGCUCACUCUACUCUUGAUGAUGUUUUAGACAGGAUGCUCCAUGCAGUUCCUGGAGACGAGAUCCAAGAACAACCUCAGGGACACACUCUUGGGGCUGCAGGUCUGCAAGAUGCAGAAGAAGGUGGAAGGAAGAAGGGAGUGGAGGAAGGAGGAGCCAGGGCCGGAGGCAGAGCGCCGGAGAGCUGUGCAGGGAGCUCAGCAGGUCCUCUUCGACUGCAGAGCCACGGGAUGCAUGCUGGGCAGUAUCACAUUGGUGACAGCACUGAAUUUGUCAAGCUUCCACAGGCUGGGGCUUUUCUACUUCUCUUGAUUUCCCCCAUCUGGGUGCUGUUUCUACCCUGUGCUUUUAAAGGAGAGCAAGCUGCUGCAGACUUAAACUCUGCAGAGACACUUGAAAAUUUUCUGAUUUGGGGGACAGUUAAGCCUGAAGGCAUCAUGGAGCAUUGGCUGGAGUUGCAGAGUGUCUGUCACAGUGAGAGUGUGGUUUCCUCCACUAACUGGGAGGCACUGGCAGGCAGCUGGUAG